AUGUCCCCAGCCGUGUCCCCGGCCGUGUCCCAGCACUGGCUGGCGGCGGGCAGGGCCUCGCCCAGGCUGGUGCUGGUGGUGGUGUUCGUGGCGCUGCUGCUGGACAACAUCCUGCUCACCGUAGUGGUACCCAUCGUCCCCACCUUCCUCUACACGACCGAGUACGAAGCUGCCAACGGCUCCGCGAGCCCAGCCCUGCCCGAACCGACUCCGGCAGCCCCGAGGGCUCCUCCUUUCUCCUCGCUGCUCUCCUACUUUGACAACACCACCGUGCCCGUUCGGGGCUUCACCGGCGCCGUGGAGCCGCUGAACGGGACGGGGAGCAGCCCCCCGGGACACCCCCCGAGCAGCCCCCUGGGACACCCCCCCAGGACAGCCCCAGCCCCAGCCAGGAGCUGCCUGCAGGGUGGGGAUUUCCUGGCCCAGGAGAACACCCGAGUGGGGCUGCUCUUCGCCUCCAAGGCUCUGGUCCAGCUGCUGGUGAACCCCUGGGUGGGUCUGCUGACCAACAGGAUCGGAUACCACAUCCCCAUGUUCCUGGGCUUCACCAUCAUGUUCCUCUCCACAGUCAUGUUUGCUUUCUCAGGCACCUACACCCUGCUGUUCAUCGCCAGAGCCCUCCAGGGCGUCGGCUCCUCCUUCUCCUCGGUGGCAGGCCUGGGGCUGCUGGCCAGCGUGUACCCCGACGACUCGGAGAGGGGCAGCGCCAUGGGGAUCGCGCUGGGGGGCCUGGCCUUGGGAGUGCUGAUCGGAGCACCCUUUGGCAGCAUCAUGUACGAAUUCGUUGGGAAAGCGUCGCCCUUCCUGGUCCUGGCCUUCCUCGCCCUCUUGGACGGAGCUCUGCAGCUGUGCAUCCUGCAGCCCUCCCGGAUCUCCCCGGAGAGCACCAAAGCCACGCCGGUGUCCACCCUGCUGCGGGACCCCUACAUCCUGGUGGCUGCAGGAGCCCUCUGCUUCUCCAACAUGGGUGUGGCCAUGCUGGAGCCCACGCUGCCCAUCUGGAUGCUGCAGACCAUGUGCUCCCCACAGUGGCAGCUCGGGAUGGCGUUCCUGCCUGCCAGCAUCUCCUACCUCAUUGGCACCAACCUCUUUGGGGUUCUGGCUAACAGGAUGGGCAGGUGGCUGUGCUCCAUGACUGGAAUGGCUGUGGUGGGAAUCAGCCUCCUCUGCGUCCCUCUGGCCACCAACAUUUACGGGCUGAUCGGCCCCAACGCCGGCCUGGGCUUUGCCAUAGGCAUGGUGGACUCCUCCAUGAUGCCCACCAUGGGCUACCUGGUGGACCUGCGCCACACCUCGGCCUACGGCACCGUCUACGCCAUCGCCGACGUGGCCUUCUGCAUGGGCUUCGCCAUCGGUCCCUCCACGGGCGGGGCGAUUGUGCGAGCCCUGGGCUUCCCCUGGCUGAUGGUCAUCGUCGGGGCGCUGAACGUGGCCUACGCGCCGCUCUGCUGGCUCCUGCGCAGCCCCCCGGCCGCCCAGGAGAAGAUGGCCAUCCUGAGCCAGGAGUGCCCCAUGAAACCCAGAAGCUACACCCCGAGGGAAGCCCAGCGGGAAUUCCCCCUCACGGAGGAGAGCGACGAUGGGGAGGCAGAGAACAUGGAAUAGCCACGGCAAGGAAUGCAUUCCCUGCUUUGGAGCGGAUAUUCUGGUUAAAGCACACGGGUGUGUGAGCAGACACGGGCAACUCAGCAUCGCUCACAUGGUGGGAGGUUGAAUUCCCAACCUCUCCAACCACCGGGAUUUGGAGGCUCCAUCCAUUUAGUGAAGCCGCUGUGGGAUUUAAGCAUGGAAUCAGCUGGCAGUAAAGAUGUCACUGCAAUGUCACCGCUCCUCUGAGGACACUAAAA
This is a messenger RNA of Hirundo rustica (Barn swallow), 1847 nucleotides long. RefSeq names its product chromaffin granule amine transporter-like. The coding region runs from base 1 to 1605 and encodes 534 amino acids. The record is from RefSeq and is a predicted model, not a curated record. Gene Ontology annotation, molecular function: xenobiotic transmembrane transporter activity; serotonin:sodium:chloride symporter activity. NCBI's taxonomy places the organism in Eukaryota, Metazoa, Chordata, Aves, Passeriformes, Hirundinidae. The transcript is spliced from 15 exons. Gene Ontology annotation, biological process: xenobiotic transport; transmembrane transport; aminergic neurotransmitter loading into synaptic vesicle. Gene Ontology annotation, cellular component: terminal bouton; synaptic vesicle membrane.